Molecule: messenger RNA, 1851 nt
Organism: Chelmon rostratus (copperband butterflyfish)
Lineage: Eukaryota; Metazoa; Chordata; Actinopteri; Chaetodontiformes; Chaetodontidae
Gene: socs3a
Product: suppressor of cytokine signaling 3a
Exons: 2
Coding region: 298-915 (205 amino acids)
Biological process (GO): intracellular signal transduction; phosphatidylinositol phosphate biosynthetic process
Cellular component (GO): phosphatidylinositol 3-kinase complex
Molecular function (GO): 1-phosphatidylinositol-3-kinase regulator activity
Source: RefSeq, a predicted model, not a curated record
GCUCGCUCACCGACAGGACUCCUUCACAAGUUUGUCGCCGAGGAACUUUCAUCCUGACAGACGAGCCGCCGGGCACGCUUGCGCACGCGUCUGCUUGGAUUUAUUUGGAGAGAGAAAGAAAAGAGCGAGUUUGGAGAAAAAAAACUCCAAGGUGUUUCAUUUCCAGACGGACUGGCCUCUUCGUGCCCUCGCUGACAGCCCUCUGAACCUCUGCUUGAACCCUCCCCACCUCUUCUUCUCCUCGUCUGCGCGGCGCCAAGUGCUCCCCCAGGCUGCCUAGAGAGCGGCCACAGCGCCAUGGUAACUCACAGCAAGUUUGACAACGCAAUGAGCAGCGGCCUCUUGGACUCCAACAUGCGGCUGCCUCACCGUUACAAGACUUUCACCUCCAAGACGCAGUACCAGAUGGUGCUCGCCACGCUCCACAAGCUCCAGGAGAGCGGCUUCUACUGGCGCUCCAUCACCGGGAAGGAGGCCAACGCCAUGCUGGCGGCCGAGGCCACCGGCACAUUCCUCAUCCGGGACAGCUCUGACAACCGGCACCUGUUCGCCCUCAGCAUCAAGACGGCGUCGGGCACCAAGAACCUGCGCAUCCAGUGCGACACGGCCUCUUUUUACCUGCAAACAGACCCUAAGAACAUUCAGUCUGCUCCGCACUUUGACUGCGUCCUCAAGCUGGUGCACUACUACAUGUCCCAGAGCAAAGGGAACGGCCGCAGUGGGAAUGUCUACAACAUCUACUCUGGAGGCGAGAAGAUCCCUCUGGAGCUCAUCAAACCUCUCUCCUGCAACUUAUCCACCUUGCAGCACUUGUGCAGGAAAACAGUCAAUGGACAUUUGGACAUUUCCUCUAAACGAGACCAACUUCCUCUUCCUCUUAAGGAGUUCCUCCAGGAGUAUGAUGCCCCCAUCUAGAGGACUGAUGCUUUUGAAGGGGCAAAGACUUGAUAGUGCAGAGGGGAAGGUGGAUGGCUGCGGUACAGCUUAACGUUGACAGACACGUGUCUUAGGAGCUACGACGAAGCAGCACCGGAUCAGUUUGGUGUACUGAUGAGAGGUGUUCUCACGGGAAAAAGAGGGCCUCUUGUUUAGAAACUGAGGACAGAGAGGGCGCUGCUGUAAUCUGGCGGUGUGAAAGAGAGAUAACCUCAGCCGAUGACGUACGACUUACUGAAAACUGAAGUGAGGCUCACAGUCAGCUGUCCGCAGCCUGAUGACACACAGCUUCCCUCUGCUGCUAACCAAUGUGAGCUCGCACGCGUCAGCCUCCAUACACAUCAGAUGGAGAGCUCCGACCAAGCGCGCGCUGGAGAUCCACAGACUUUGGAAAGUCAGAGUACAAAAGAGUGGACACAGAUCACACAUUGUGCCAGCCGCGAUGGGAAAAGGGCUGAUCAGAAAAUGUUCCUUCUGAUGAGUUUACGCCAAACUUGCCUGAACUAGACGCCAGUUUGUUGGAGCACCAACAUGACUGAAUCCUGCAGGAUCUUACUUGAGAGACACAUUUUCACAUGGCUUUGCUGGUGAGGAAAUACGCACCAGAACAUGUGGCAGUUUUAGUGGGGCAGACAGGACAGCCGUUGCUUGCAAAUGAAUGUAUUACAUAACGGUAUCUGUCUUUUCCUAAUAAGGAGAAGAGUCCAAAUGUAUUCAUGAGUUAACAUGAGUGAAGAUGAAAUGUGUUUUUUUUUUGGUGCUGUCUUUUAUAAAGAUGUCCUUUUUGCCGGCCGAGCCACUGGCUGUGGAUGCUUGAAGAUAUUUGAGAAGUUUGACGAAGCAGGCAGACUGAUACAACUUUGCACUUAUUUAUAUUUGUAUGGACAGUUCAUUAAUUUAUAAUAAAAGAGCACU